Molecule: messenger RNA, 721 nt
Organism: Triticum aestivum (bread wheat)
Lineage: Eukaryota; Viridiplantae; Streptophyta; Magnoliopsida; Poales; Poaceae
Product: 11 kDa late embryogenesis abundant protein-like
Exons: 2
Coding region: 222-530 (102 amino acids)
Biological process (GO): embryo development ending in seed dormancy
Source: RefSeq, a predicted model, not a curated record
UGUCCGCACACCUCACCCCACCCACCACACCGUUCUCCACGCGUCUCCCACCUACACUCUCACACGCGUCAUGCCCGAGGCAACAAAUCCUCCUUCCGCGGAUUAAUGGCGCCGCGCUAUAAGUGUCGCCUCGACCCUGCUCGAGAAAGCACGGCAGCUUCUCUAGAGAUUCCAGCAGCAUCGUCGGCUAGUCCAAACUAAAACAAAGGAGGUCGGGCGGCAUGGAGUCGGGCAAGGAGGCCGCGGCGAACGCCGGCGCGUCGGCGCGCGCCGGCAUGGAGAAGACGAGGGCCGCCGUGCAGGGCAAGGUGGACAAGGCCGCGGCGUACACGACAGGGCACAGGGAGGCGGCGGUGGUGAACAAGGAGGCGGCCGAGGUGAAGAAGCAGCAGCGGAUUCGCGCCGCCGAGGAGGAGAAGCAGCGCGCCAUGCGGGACCACGCCGCCGCCAAGGAGCGCGCCAGCGGCGAAGAGACGGAGGACCGCAACGGCGGUCACAGCCCUGCCCCUGCGGGCGGCCACGGUGAGUAAUGAGGAGCGCGCGUCCCGCCGACCCGAGCGACUGAGUGAUCCAGCAGUUAUACGUAUUCUUAUGGUGUUAACCGUGUCGUGUGUGUUUUCCGUAACUCGGGUAUUGAUGAUGUUUUCCGCUGCUGCUUGUGAUCUGUAAUCGAACGAGACAUGUGUAUAAAAUUGUUAGUACGGUACAAUUGUCAGCAGAA